AUGGUUGAACAAGUAGAUAAGAGAAGAAAGAUCGAAGGGUCUACUUCUACCAAAGUCGUAAGACCUUCCAAGAUAUUCAGUCCGUUCAGAGUUUUAGGUAAUGUAACCGAUUCAACACCAUUUGCUUUAGGUACUUUAGGAUCCACCUUUUAUGCUGUUACAUCGGUUGGAAGAUCCUUUCAAAUCUAUGAUUUAGCUACUUUACACUUAUUAUUUGUUUCCCAAUCACAAACUCCAACCAAGAUCGCUUGUCUUGCUGCUCAUUAUCAUUACGUCUAUGCGGCAUAUGGGAAUAAGAUUGGGAUUUAUAAGAGAGGAAGAUUGGAACAUACUUUGGAAUGUAGUGGUUCCAGUUCUGGAUAUGUAUCACAUAUGACUAUUUUUGGUGAAUAUCUCGUCGCAGCUACUAAUGAAGGGGAUAUCAAUGUAUUCAAGAAAACUCAAGGUUCAAAGUAUCAAACUGAAUUAUAUACUACUAUUAAGGUCAUCAACUCUUCUAUUGAUGGAGAAGUUGUUGGCUUGAUCCAUCCUCCUACGUAUUUAAACAAAAUUGUUGUUGCCUGCACUGGAGGAACAGAAUCAUCGAGUAAAGUUACAUCCAUCUCAUUCAGAACCGAUGGAUCUCCUCAUUUGGUUGCAGGUUUAAAUAAUGGUGAUCUUUUCUUUUAUGAUUUAAACAAAAAGGCCAGAGUUCAUAUUUUAAGAAAUGCCCAUAAGGACACUCAUGGAGGUGUUUCUAAUGUUAAAUUCUUAAACGGACAACCAAUUGUUUUAACCAACGGUGGUGAUAAUCAUUUGAAAGAAUUUGUAUUUGAUCCAAAUUUAACCACUUCCAAUUCUUCCAUCGUUUCCCCUCCACGUCAUCUUAGAUCAAGAGGUGGUCAUUCUGCUCCUCCAAUUGCAAUUGAAUUCCCUCAAGAAGAAAAAUCACAUUUCGUGUUUAGUGCUAGUAGAGAUAGAUCAUUCUGGAGUUUUUCUUUAAGAAAAGAUGCUCAAGCACAAGAAAUGUCCCAAAGAAUGCAUAAAUCCAAAGAUGGAAAGAGACAAGCGGGACAAGUUUCUUCACUUCGUGAAAAAUUCCCGGAAAUAUUCGCUAUUACUUCUUCUCAAGCUAGAGAAGGCGAAUGGGAAAAUGUCUUGACUGCUCAUAAAGAUGAGACAUUUGCCAGAACUUGGGAUUCUAGAAAUAAGAGAGUUGGCCGUCAUGUUUUGAAUACUAUUGAUAAUGGGAAGGUUAAAUCUGUUUGUAUUUCACAAUGUGGGAAUUUCGGGUUAGUUGGUUCUGCAUCAGGUGGGAUCGGGGUUUUUAAUUUACAAUCUGGUAUCUUACGUAAGAAAUAUGUAUUACAUAAGAAUUCAGUUACUGGUUUAGCUAUUGAUGGAAUGAAUAGAAAGAUGGUUAGUUGUGGUUUAGAUGGUAUUAUUGGAUUUUAUGAUUUUGGUAAAUCUAAAUAUUUGGGGAAAUUGCAACUAGACUCGCCUAUUACUUCUAUGGUUUAUCAUAAAUCGUCAGAUCUUGUUGCAUGCGCUUUAGAUGAUUUAUCUAUCGUUGUUGUCGAUGUUACUACUCAAAAGAUUGUUAGAGUCUUAUAUGGUCAUACCAAUAGAAUUUCCGGAAUGGAUUUCUCUCCAGAUGGAAGAUGGAUUGUUUCUGUUGCCUUGGAUUCGACUUUAAGAACCUGGGAUUUACCUACUGGAGGAUGUAUUGAUGGUGUCGUCUUACCUACAGUCGCAACUUCUGUAAGAUUCUCACCACUUGGUGAUUUAUUAGCAACUACACAUGUUUCAGGUAAUGGUAUUUCUCUCUGGACUAACCGAGCCCAAUUCAAACCAAUAUCCACCAGACAUGUUGAAGAAGAAGAUUUUUCCACGAUUUUAUUACCAAAUGUUUCUGGUGACGCCGGAUCAACUCUCUUAGAUGGAGCAUUAGAAACUGAACAAGAUGAAGAAAUCCCUAUUACUGAAAGAUAUGAUACCGUUGAUCAAAUCGACGAGAGCUUAGUUACAUUAUCUGUUGGUCCAAGAUCUAAAUACAAUACCUUACUUCACUUGGAUAUUAUCAAGCAAAGAAACAAACCAAAGGAAGCACCUAAGAAACCCGAAAAGGCUCCAUUCUUCUUACAAUUAUCUGGUGAAGCUGUUGGUGAUAGGGCUUCUGUUGCUGAAGGUAAGGUUCAAAAUGAUGGCAAUGACACCAACCAAGAAGAAGAAAGUAGAUUGCGUAAACUUAAGACUGAUGAUGGUUAUUCAUUUGAAUCAGAAUUUACUAGAUUGUUAAGAGAAGGUUCCGAAAAAGGUGAUUAUACUGACUUUUUAACAUUUUUGAUUAAAUUAGCACCUUCAACCACUGAUUUAGAGAUACGAUCUUUGAAUUCAUUCCCACCAUUGGAUGAAAUGGCUAAUUUCGUGGAAGCUUUGAAUGCUGGGUUUAAAUCCAAUCAAAACUACGAAUUAUACGAAGCCAUUUUCGCAAUCUUCUUAAAGAAUCAUGGUGAUGUCAUCCAUAACUUCCCUAAUGAUGUUAGAUUACAUUCAGCCUUGAAUGAUUAUCAAAUCUUACAACAAGAAGAAUCAAUGGAUGAAUUGGUGAAAUAUUGUUCUGGGGUAAUCAAUUUUGUUAGUCGAGUUUAA
This is a messenger RNA of Hemisphaericaspora subhashii, 2631 nucleotides long. It is a transcript of the gene UTP21, whose product is annotated as rRNA-processing protein. The coding region runs from base 1 to 2631 and encodes 876 amino acids. Gene Ontology annotation, biological process: rRNA processing. Gene Ontology annotation, molecular function: protein binding. Gene Ontology annotation, cellular component: small-subunit processome; Pwp2p-containing subcomplex of 90S preribosome. NCBI's taxonomy places the organism in Eukaryota, Fungi, Ascomycota, Pichiomycetes, Serinales, Debaryomycetaceae. The transcript is spliced from 2 exons. The record is from RefSeq and is a predicted model, not a curated record.